AUGACUGACUGCAAGGUUUGGAGUGGGGAACGGACCGGGUUGUAUAUUGUCCGAAGUGGGUAUCGCCUGCUGUUUGGUGAUGGCACUAUUCUUGUCCAAAAUGCGGGGACUAUCUUAACAACAUGCUGUGCUAUUUGGUAUGCUAGAAACCAAUCCUAUCAUGGGGGAAAACAUAGCUCAGCUGAUGAGAUUGUUGGUUUUAUUCGCUCCCAUUGUCACGAGUUUGAAACAAUGCACCAACGAAUUCAAACUCCUCCUGAUGCCCCUGCUCGUUGGCAUCCCCCACCUCCUUUGAUGGUUAAAUCUAAUUUUGAUGCUAGCUUCACACAAACAAGAAAUAUUGGGUGGUGCUUGCCGAAGCCGUCUACGGAAGUUACGUCGGCUUUCGCAACUGAAGCGUUGGCGGUUGUUCAUGCCCUUAAAUUAAUUGCUAAUUUAGGGUUUUCUCAUGCUGUUAUUGAGGAGGACUCAAGAUCGACUGAGGAGGGUCGAUUUUGGGUUGAGGAAACUCCUCGACAAGUGAUGAUUCAGAUCGAGGAAGAUAGGCAUUGGCUCGACCCUCCCUAUUCUAACUGGGCGUUCGUUGUGUCAUCUUCUGCAAGUGAGGGUGUUGGUUGCCUUGCUACAAUGGGAAAUGGUUCCAAACCCGAAGAACUACAAGAAAUAGUCAAAGCUGGAGCAAUGGGAUUGAAGCUGCAGGAAGAUUGGGGAACUACGCCUGCUGCAAUAGACAAUUGUUUGAAUGUUGUAGAACAACAUCAUAUCCAAGUUAUUCAUACUGAUACCUUGAAUGAAUCUGGAUUUGUUGAACACACAAUUGCUGCAUUUAAAGAAAGAACCAUUCAUGCUUGUCACAGUGAAGGUGCCGGCGGUGGUCAUGCUCCGGAUAUCAUCAAAGUGUGCGGCCUUAAAAACGUCCUCCCCUCAUCAACUAACACGACACGCCCUUAUACUUCCAAUACCGUAGAUGAACAUCUUGACAUGCUGAUAGUUUGUCAUCACCUCAACAAAGACAUUCCUGAAUAUGUAGCGUUUGCGAAAUCAAGGAUUAGGGUGGAAACCAUUGCUGCCGAAGACAUAUUGCAUGAUAUUGGGGCAAUCAGCAUUAUAUCUUCUGGUUCGCAGGCUAUGAGUCGCAUCGGCGAGGUGAUAAGCAGAACUUGGCAAACCGCGGACAAGAUGAAAUCACAAAGGGGUCCACUUAAUAGCGAACUAGCUUCCAAUCUAAGAAUCAAACGGUACAUUGCAAAAUACACCAUAAAUCCAGCCAUUGCUAAUGGCAUUGCAGAAUUCGUCGGUUCGAUCGAGGUGGGAAAGUUGGCUGAUCUUGUUUUAUGGAAACCGGCCCUUUUUGGGGCGAAACCUGAAAUGGUAAUCAAAGGCGGUGUUAUUGCUUGGGCUAACAUGGGAGAUGCUAAUGCAAGCAUACCAACACCCGAACCGGUGUUAUCAAGGCCAAUGUUUGGAGCAUUCGGCAAGGCUGCAAGUGCUAACUCCAUCGCUUUUGUCAGCAAGGCUGCUUUAGAUAACGGAGUUAAGAGUCGUAUGGACCGAAGAAGAGAGUGGAAACUGUCCGCAAUACCAUAGGUCUAACCAAGCCUGACAUGAAG
This is a messenger RNA of Hibiscus syriacus, 1610 nucleotides long. Its product is annotated as urease-like. The transcript has 13 exons. The record is from RefSeq and is a predicted model, not a curated record. Lineage: Eukaryota; Viridiplantae; Streptophyta; Magnoliopsida; Malvales; Malvaceae. Gene Ontology annotation, molecular function: nickel cation binding; urease activity. Bases 1 to 1587 code for a protein of 528 amino acids.